AUGGCGUGGGCGCAGCCUGAAUACGCGACGGCUAAAAUAGCGGUGUGGUGGGACAUGAAGGGCUGUCCGAUUCCCGAGGGUUAUGAUGCUCGUCGGAUCCGUCCGAAUAUGGAAGCGGCGUUCAAGAAACUUGGCUACUCUGGUCCUGUCUCCAUCAAGAAACAAACCCCUGAUCACCUCCUCCGAGGUGUCUCUUCUACUGGAGUCGCUCUUGCACAUGUCAUUCCGGGUUAG
Molecule: messenger RNA, 234 nt
Organism: Thlaspi arvense
Lineage: Eukaryota; Viridiplantae; Streptophyta; Magnoliopsida; Brassicales; Brassicaceae
Source: the annotation of a GenBank genome assembly